This is a messenger RNA of Pongo pygmaeus (Bornean orangutan), 7205 nucleotides long. It is a transcript of the gene PRDM1, whose product is annotated as PR/SET domain 1. Gene Ontology annotation, biological process: cell fate commitment; regulation of transcription by RNA polymerase II. Gene Ontology annotation, cellular component: cytoplasm; nucleus. The coding region runs from base 2854 to 4929 and encodes 691 amino acids. The transcript has 5 exons. NCBI's taxonomy places the organism in Eukaryota, Metazoa, Chordata, Mammalia, Primates, Hominidae. Gene Ontology annotation, molecular function: RNA polymerase II cis-regulatory region sequence-specific DNA binding; DNA-binding transcription repressor activity, RNA polymerase II-specific; protein binding. The record is from RefSeq and is a predicted model, not a curated record.
UCAAGCGAUUGUCCUGCCUCAGCCUCCCGAGUAGCUGGGACUAAGGUGCGCGCCACCAUGCCCAGUUAAUUUUUGUAUUUUUAGUAGAGACGGGGUUCCACUAUGUUGGCCAUGAUGGUCUUGAUCUCUGGACCUCAUGAUCCGCCCGCCUUGGCCUCCCAAAGUGCUGGAAUUACAGGCAAGAGCCACCGCGCCCAGCCAGGAAUGACACAAAUGAAUUACCUUAUAAGUAAAUGCCAUUAAGGAAGGAUAGCUGGAAGAUGGGUUGAGGGGAAUGGAGGACCACAGAACUAGUCCUAUUUAAACACAUGUGCAUGGUAAAACGAUUCCAUUUGACAAUAGGUUAAUUAUCUCAUAGCAUAAGGAAAAUGCUUAACAGUCAUAUGCAAGAUGAUAAGCUUUCCUAUAGCAUCCAACCAAAAGAUCUAGCCAGUACAAUUUCCUUUGCUAUAUUAGGGUUAGAAAGGCCCCCAGAGGUGAACUAAUUAGAUGGAAUCCUUGAAUAAAACACUGGAUUAGCAGUGAACAGAAAAAAGUCAGAUUGCUUUCCUUCUUCCCAUAGAUGUCUCAGGGAUAUUUAGUUUUCUCAGAAGAUAAAGAAUUUAGUAAGCGUUUUUUUGUGCAUACUUACAUGAAAUGUACAUUAUUUGAAUUCUUAAAAAAGAAACAGCUGCAUGAUAACAAAAAUUGUGUUAUGCUUUCUUUAGCUGGUAUUUUUGCCAAGAACAAUUAUAUCGGUCGGACAAGAAGCUAUUCCUAAGAAACAAUAUUUUUAAUCCAGGAAGUUUUUCAUUUUUAGAAAUUUAUCUUACUAUUUCCCAAGCAAAAGAGGGUAGUUACAGAUUCACUAAGAAUCAUGUGCUCACAAUUUUUGUUUAGUAAUUAUUCCUCCUUAAAAUAUAUUAAUCACCUGACUUACAAUGGUGGAACCAUGAGUGCAUUUUUGCCUUUAUUGUCAAUAACUUCUUCUCAGAAGUGAGCCACAAAGGUGCAUAGUUCUUGGAGUUAAAGGUCUGAAUUAAGACAAUCCAGCGUAAGUCUCGUUAAUGUGUGAUGAUUUUGAGAAAAGGCAAGAAGCACCUAAGAAUCUCCCCUCACUGUCCAGUUCCCUGUUUCAUUUAAAGAUUCACUAUAAGUAACUGAAAGGCUUUCCUUGGGAGGAUUUAUUUGAAUCAGUCUUUCACAUGCAAAGGAUAUUGUAGAACAUCUCGUUUUUGCUGGCAGGAAUAUGAACAUCUGUUGUGAGGAAAGAAAAAGUUUCAUGCAAAUUACACAGCCGAAGAAGGGAUGUUCAAGUUGAGAAACCAGUGACAUUUCUUGUAACUGUACUAUGAAUCAGCGCAUUUUAAUCUUCUAGAUAAUAAUAUGGAAGUGGAGGAAGGUGAUAGGAAACGGUGUUCAUUUUACGUAUGCGUUAUUUUAUUUUAUUGUGUGUGAGUGACUUCAUGGCACCGACAUUGCUGUUUUUAAAUGAGGAUACAGUAAAUUGCCGUCCGAGGAAGGCUAACUGGAAUCAACAUACCCGUAGCUUUAGAAAGCAGUUUCCGCACCAGCGAAGAGUACAAGAGCGAUGGAACCCCAUGUUCCUGGAAGUUUGCACAUCAGAGUAAACAAACUUGAAAACCCCUCUUGAUAGCAGAAUUCACCCAGCCUUGUUCCAUUUUCUCUUAACAAAACACACCGCAAAAGCUCUCACAAGCUGCUUUGAUGAAGCCACAUGUAUUUCCCCCUUCACAAUUUACAGGAAGUUACUCUUAAAAGAAAGUGAUUCUGGUGUUUACCGCCUGUGUUAAAGGGACAGAGUUCCUUUUUAUUUCUGAUAACGUUUGAGCGAAAUACAGAAACUAUCUGUAGACUAGCAUAGUCGGUACGUGAGUAAGGAAAAGCAAUAACCUGCUGUCCUGUGAGCGCAAAAUUCCUGCUACGAACAGUGCCUUACUGCUGCUUGGAGACUGCAAGUCGCAGAUCACACUAGGUAUUGACUGAUUGUAUACGUGUAAGGAAAUUUCUUAAAGUCUAAAGUAAAGGUGGUACCUCCUAAAAAGAGGGAAAGAGAGAAAACUUUGUGUGGAAGGAUAAGGAGUGUGUUUAUAGUUUCAGUAAGAGUGUACGUUUUAAUUUUUCUUCUUCCUCUGCCUCUUUGCCAAGUAGCCUGAGUGCAUCUGUUAACCAGAAGUAGUAUUACUCUAGGACAAACUUCAAAUUCUUCAUUCUGCGUUGCCUUUAAGGAACAACAUACCUUCUUCCUGUUCUUUUUCCAAAAACAUAUGCCUAUGGCUCUGUGUGUGGUGUUUUAGCCAGCCUCCUCCCAGAUAAGGGGUUGCCUUCCCUCCUUUGCAUUGAAAGGAAAGUGCAAGUCUGGACAUGUUUAUCAAGAGGAAAAGUGACUUCUCAGUAAUAGACUGUCAAAUUCUGGCUGCUGCCCCAGUGUUAGCUUUGUUAUGGCAGGUGAAGUUCACCUUUGCCCCACCCAGUGUUUCCACAAAAAGGCAAGGUUCCAAGUAUUCAUAUGAACAAGUGUUACUUUAGGACUUGGAGGGUUGGGGGUGGAGGAUGUUUGCAUAGUUGAAGCCUUGGGCGGGGGUGUAGGAAACGGCGAGUACAGAGGCCAUAGAAAAAGCUGAGACUCAGUUUGACGUCGUCAGCCAGCUUGGUCUUCUACCCAGUGACUCAAAGCACUAAAAGUCAGCAUAAUCGGAACUGAAGUCAGUAGCAUCGCCCAUUUGCCAUUCACUGCAGUAGCAAAAGUAGUACUCUGUGGUGGGUUAAUCGGUUUGAGGCAGCUCCUUAAAUGAACAUUUGUGUUUCAUUUUUCUGUUAUUUUCCCGAACAUGAAAAGACGAUAAAACUGAAAUGGAAAAGAUCUAUUCCAGAGGGGAGCUUCACCACUUCAUUGACGGCUUUAAUGAAGAGAAAAGCAACUGGAUGCGCUAUGUGAAUCCAGCACACUCUCCCCGGGAGCAAAACCUGGCUGCGUGUCAGAACGGGAUGAACAUCUACUUCUACACCAUUAAGCCCAUCCCUGCCAACCAGGAACUUCUUGUGUGGUAUUGUCGGGACUUUGCAGAAAGGCUUCACUACCCUUAUCCCGGAGAGCUGACAAUGAUGAAUCUCACACAAACACAGAGCAAUCUAAAGCAACCGAGCACUGAGAAAAAUGAACUCUGCCCAAAGAAUGUCCCAAAGAGAGAGUACAGCGUGAAAGAAAUCCUAAAAUUGGACUCCAACCCCUCCAAAGGAAAGGACCUCUGCCGUUCUAACAUUUCACCCCUCACGUCAGAAAAGGACCUCGAUGACUUUAGAAGACAUGGGAGCCCCGAAAUGCCCUUCUACCCUCGGGUCGUUUACCCCAUCCGGGCCCCUCUGCCAGAAGACUUUUUGAAAGCUUCCCUGGCCUACGGGAUGGAGAGACCCACGUACAUCACUCGCUCCCCCAUUCCAUCCUCCACCACUCCAAGCCCCUCUGCAAGAAGCAGCCCCGACCAAAGCCUCAAGAGCUCCAGCCCUCACAGCAGCCCGGGGAAUACGGUGUCCCCUGUGGGCCCCGGCUCUCAAGAGCACCGGGACUCCUACGCUUACUUGAACGCGCCCUACGGCACGGAAGGUUUGGGCUCCUACCCUGGCUACGCACCCCUCCCUCACCUCCCGCCAGCUUUCAUCCCCUCAUACAACGCUCACUACCCCAAGUUCCUCUUGCCCCCCUACGGCAUGAAUUGUAAUGGCCUGAGCGCUGUGAGCAGCAUGAAUGGCAUCAACAACUUCGGCCUCUUCCCGAGGCUGUGCCCUGUCUACAGCAAUCUCCUCGGUGGGGGCAGCCUGUCCCACCCCAUGCUCAACCCCACUUCUCUCCCGGGCUCGCUGCCCUCAGAUGGAGCCCGGAGGUUGCUCCAGCCGGAGCAUCCCAGGGAGGUGCUUGUCCCGGCGCCCCACAGUGCCUUCUCCCUUACCGGGGCCGCCGCCAGCAUGAAGGACAAGGCCUGUAGCCCCACAAGCGGGUCUCCCACGGCGGGAACAGCCGCCACGGCAGAACAUGUGGUGCAGCCCAAAGCUACCUCAGCAGCGAUGGCAGCCCCCAGCAGCGACGAAGCCAUGAAUCUCAUUAAAAACAAAAGAAACAUGACCGGCUACAAGACCCUUCCCUACCCGCUGAAGAAGCAGAACGGCAAGAUCAAGUACGAAUGCAACGUUUGCGCCAAGACUUUCGGCCAGCUCUCCAAUCUGAAGGUCCACCUGAGAGUGCACAGUGGAGAACGGCCUUUCAAAUGUCAGACUUGCAACAAGGGCUUUACUCAGCUCGCCCACCUGCAGAAACACUACCUGGUACACACGGGAGAAAAGCCACAUGAAUGCCAGGUCUGCCACAAGCGAUUUAGCAGCACCAGCAAUCUCAAGACCCACCUGCGACUCCAUUCUGGAGAGAAACCGUACCAAUGCAAGGUGUGCCCUGCCAAGUUCACCCAGUUUGUGCACCUGAAACUGCACAAGCGUCUGCACACCCGGGAGCGGCCCCACAAGUGCUCCCAGUGCCACAAGAACUACAUCCAUCUCUGUAGCCUCAAGGUUCACCUGAAAGGGAACUGCGCUGCGGCCCCGGCGCCCGGGCUGCCCUCGGAAGAUCUGACCCGAAUCAAUGAAGAAAUCGAGAAGUUUGACAUCAGUGACAAUGCUGACCGGCUCGAGGACGUGGAGGAUGACAUCAGUGUGAUCUCUGUAGUGGAGAAGGAAAUUCUGGCCGUGGUCAGAAAAGAGAAAGAAGAAACUGGCCUGAAAGUGUCUUUGCAAAGAAACAUGGGGAAUGGACUCCUCUCCUCAGGGUGCAGCCUUUAUGAGUCAUCAGAUCUACCCCUCAUGAAGUUGCCUCCCAGCAACCCACUACCUCUGGUACCUGUAAAGGUCAAACAAGAAACAGUCGAACCAAUGGAUCCUUAAGAUUUUCAGAAAACACUUAUUUGGUUUCUUAAGUUAUGACUUGGUGAGUCAGGGUGCCUGUAGGAAGUUGCUUGUACAUAAUCCCAGCUCUGCAAAGCUCUCUCGACAACAAAUGGUUUCCCCUCACCUCUGGAAUUAAAGAAGGAACUCCAAAGUUACUGAAAUCUCAGGGCACGAACAAGGCAAAGGCCAUAUAUAUAUAUAUAUAUAUAUAUAUAUAUAUAUAUAUAUAUAUAUAUACACACAUAUUAUAUAUACUUAUUUACACCUGUGUCUAUAUAUUUGCCCCUGUGUAUUUUGAAUAUUUGUGUGGAUAUGUUUGCAUAGCCUUCCCAUUACUAAGACUAUUACCUAGUCAUAAUUAUUUUUUCAAUGAUAAUCCUUCAUAAUUUAUUAUACAAUUUAUCAUUCAGAAAGCAAUAAUUAAAAAAGUUUACAAUGACUGGAAAGAUUCCUUGUAAUUUGAGUAUAAAUGUAUUUUUGUCUUGUGGCUAUUCUUUGUAGAUAAUUUCUGCACAUCUGUAUAAGUACCUAAGAUUUAGUUAAACAAAUAUAUGACUUCAGUCAACCUCUCUCUCUAAUAAUGGUUUGAAAAUGAGGUUUGGGUAAUUGCCAGUGUUGGACAGUUGAUGUGUUCAUACCUGGGAUCCUAUCAUUUGAACAGCAUUGUACAUAACUUGGGGGUAUGUGUGCAGAAUUACCCAAGAAUAACUUAAGUAAAAGAAACAAGAAAGGGAAUCUUGUAUGUUUUUGUUGAUAGUUCAUGUUUUUCCCCCAGCCACAAUUUUACCGGAAGGGUGACAGGAAGGUUUUACCAACCUGUCUCUCCCUCCAAAAGAGCAGAAUCUUCUCACUGCCCUGUCCUCCCCACCGAGUCCUGUGGCCAUUCAGAGCGGCCACACGACUUUUGCAUCCAUUGUAUUAUCAGAAAAUGUGAAGAAGAAAAAAUGCCAUGUUUUAAAACCACUGCAAUAUUUUCCCCAAAGCAUAGGCGGCUUUGUGUGUGUGCGGUUUGGGGGCUUGAGUCUGGGUGGUGUUUUGUUGUUGGUUUUUGUUGCUUUUUUUUUUUUUUUUUUUUUUUAAAUGUCAAAAUUGCACAAACAUGGUGCUCUACCAGGAAGGAUUCGAGGUAGAUGAUAGGCUGAGGCCACACUUUAAAAACAAACACACAAACCACAAAAAACGGGUAUUCUAGUCAUACUGGGGUAAAAGCGGGUAAUGAACAUUCCUAUCCCCAACACAUCAAUUGUAUUUUUUCUGUAAAACUCAGAUUUUCCUCAGUAUUUGUGUUUUUACAUUUUAUGGUUAAUUUAAUGGAAGAUGAAAGGGCAUUGCAAAGUUGUUCUGCAACAGUUACCUCAUUGAGUGUGUCCAGUAGUGCAGGAAAUGAUGUCUUAUCUAAUGAUUUGCUUCUCUAGAGGAGAAACCGAGUAAAUGUGCUCCAGCAAGAUAGACUUUGUGUCAUUCUAUCUUUUAUUCUGCUAAGCCCAAAGAUUACAUGUUGGUGUUCAAAGUGUAGCAAAAAAUGAUGUAUAUUUAUAAAUCUAUUUAUACCACUAUAUCAUAUGUAUAUAUAUUUAUAACCACUUAAAUUGUGAGCCAAGCCAUGUAAAAGAUCUACUUUUUCUAAGGGCAAAAAAAUACAAAAAAAAAAGAACAAUCCUUUCUGAGACUUUGCUUAAUACUUGGUGACCUCACAAUCACGUCGGUAUGAUUGGGCACCCUUGCCUACUGUAAGAGACCCUAAAACCUUGGUGCACUAGUGGGGACCACAAAACAACCGGGGAGGAAGAGAUACAUCAUUUUUUAGUAUUAAGGACCAUCUAAGACGGCUCUAUUUUUUUUUGCCACUUUAUGAUUAUGUGGUCACACCCAAGUCACAGAAAUAAAAAACUGACUUUACCACUGUAAUUUUUCUCUUUCCCUCCUUACUAAAUACUGAUACAUCACUCUUCAAUCUAUUUUCUAAUUAUAUUUGACAUUUUGUUCACAUCAACUAAUGUUCACCUGCAGAAGAGAACAAAUUUCGAAUAGUCCAGGGAAACCCAAGAGCCUUACUGGUCUUCUGUAACUUCCAAGACUGACAGCUUUUUAUGUAUCAGUGUUUGAUAAACACAGUCCUUAACUGAAGGUAAACCAAAGCAUCACGUUGACAUUAGACCAAACACUUUUGAUUCCCAACUACUCGUUUGUUCUUUUUCUCCUUUCGUGCUUUCCCGUAGUGAGAAUUUUUAUAAAGACUUCUUGCUUCUCUCACCAUCCAUCCUUCUCUUUUC